This is a messenger RNA of Ciona intestinalis (vase tunicate), 3110 nucleotides long. RefSeq lists its product as uncharacterized. The record is from RefSeq and is a predicted model, not a curated record. NCBI's taxonomy places the organism in Eukaryota, Metazoa, Chordata, Ascidiacea, Phlebobranchia, Cionidae.
CGACAGUUUAAUGCAUGAAUUUUAUAACAGCCUAAAUACAUUUAUUCGUGAGUUCAUUCAACCACGGUCAAGGCAAUCAGUAGUGCAGGACGUUGGUGCAGGCCAAAGACAACCAUUACGAUAGUGGUUCUAUGUGUUAAACCCCUGGAUUCGUUCAGCAAACAUAAAAUAUUAAUAUGACAGUGGCUGCUUCUGUUGUUUUAGGAGCGAUAGAGAUUUCGUAGAAUUGUUUUUUUGGUGUGCAAGCAUUGCGUAAGUCGGAAAUAUACGUGCAUACACGAACAUCAUGACCAAGUGUCAUAACUGUGAAUCAGAACUCAAAUAUCAUACUAACAACAACGUUAGUCGUAUGUAGUAAGUGACAGUAUGAGUUGAUUGACAGGUCAAUUUAUACGUAUGUUUUACUGCGGUGGACAAUUUUACUACUCGAAAGUAAGCGUAACGUUUAAUACAGGUCACUAUGUAUAUAUAAUAUAUGUCUUUAACAAAAAGAGUGAGAAUGAGGUGAAUGAAUACACCAUGUGUGCCUUUAAUGUAUAGAAAGACGUCUAUGUUAUAUAGCAGGGUAGGAGAAGAUCGGACACCAAUACCCUAAUUGUGUUUUAAACAUUCAACAACGGAUGAGUACACACCAAAAAACAUUACAAUUAUCUUGCAUUAGCAGAUGUAGGUUUUAGAUCUAACGUAUCCUUACCUUGGUAUGUUGUCUGCUUCACUUCUAGGCAUAUGACGUCAUCAUCACGUCAUUACUACGUCAUUAUGAAACUUCUUUACGUCAUCACAUCCUUCCUAUUCGCGACGUGUGUAGCCGAGACAUGGCAUGAACUUAACGGCGUGGAAUAUUUCAUAUACAGAGGACAGAAACAGAACUUCAGCAGUGCAGAAUCAUUCUGUGAAGAGAAGAAUGCGAGUUUGGUUUUGAUCAAGUCAAAACAAAUUCAGGAUUUUCUGGCUGAAAAAAUUGGCAAUUCUACCGACCGACCACAUUCGUUCUACAUUGGGUUGCUACGUAUCAACGGAACAAAACAUGGUUUCCAAUGGAUAGAUGGGACUCCUCUAACCUUCACACAAUGGAGAAACCGUGAACCGAACAACAAACUGCAGAUGGAGGAUUGUGUGCAGAUGGGGAGGCGGGGACGACUAGAUGCUACAUAUAGUUGGAAUGAUAUGCCAUGUCACAGUAAUACAAAGGUUAUCUGCCAACGACCAACUAAAGAAAAAGUCACAACUUCGAGUGUCAUCGUUACAAGUGCAACAACGGUAACAACCCAAGUUUCAUUGGAUGAAAAACUUAUAAAGAGCUCAACUGUCAAAGAUGGAACGGUAUUGCCAAAUACUUCAGAUACUGAAACCUUAACAAACUUUCCUACAACCAGCAAUCCAACCACUUUAUAUGGAACGUUAGUUAAGAUGAGCACGGUUGAAAAUACUCCACCACAAACAGAUCACACAAGUAGUUUUUAUACCGUUGAAUUUAACCCAACGAGCUCAGAACCUUUACCAACAAGCACAAUAGACGGUAAAAUUGAGACGGUAAAAUUGACAACCCAACAGAUGCUACGAUCAAGUACCAAGACGCAAACGAUUCCAGCAUCGACUACUGUUGGCACAACUAGAAAACUUAUAGAAAAUCAACACACAGACGAAACAAGUGACCCUUCUACGCAAAAGAAUCCAGCUACAACACCUUAUAUAAGCUUGCACCACGAAAAACAUACCACAACUCCACAACAAUCCGAAUCGACAACAACAGAAGCAUCAACGCACAUUACUGAGCCAGCUACAACUGCAAGCGUGUCUUUAGAUAAAACUAGAGAUAAGCAAACGGAAAGCCCGACUACAUUUCGGACCACUAUUCCAGCAUCUACAACAGUAGUUCCUGAUACAACGCAAGUCACAACGAGCUUUUAUACGUUGUCAAUGCGGGCAACGAAAUCUCACACUACACCGACGAUAGCUAUUCUAGAUACACAAGAUGAUACCACAUUGUCUCCAACGACUACUACGACACAAACAACAACGACGGCUCCACAUAUUAGCUCUGGUGUGGUGGGCCAUGACAUUUCUACACAAACACAACAAGCAAAAACAACUAAUGAGAAUAUAGUGACAACACAUUCAGCUACAACCAAGCAAACUAUUGUUCCAAGGCCUACAGAAAUAAUUAGUACAAGCAGAAAAGUUACAAGAAGAAUAAAUCAAGAACCUUCAACAAUUGAAAGUCUAUUGAAUACAACAUCAGCAAUACAACAGGCAGCACAAACAAAUAAGACACAAGCAACAACCCAUAUGAACGAAGACUUGCCCAAUGCUGGAGCUAGAGUUAUGGUGACUGCAAUAGAAGCGAAUAAUUUAAACAUAGCAGGAGCUGGAGGUUCACCAGAACAAUGUGACUGCCCACCCUACUACAUAAUCGGUAUUGUUAUUGCAAUACUUGCGAUUAUUGCUGCACUUGUUAUUCUAGGGAUAUGGAAAAGAAAGGAAAGAAAACGAAUGCAGAGAAUUGAUGAAGAACGCGAGGAAAAUCCGCGUCAUUUAUACAAUGAACAAUAUUAAGGACAAAGACUUUUUUAUGGUCGACCUCAACAUUGAUGAUGUAAUCACUGGAAUAGGUUAGGUUUUAAUACCAAAGUAGCAAAAAAUAUAUGUUAUACGCAUUCUACUUUUACAAAAUGGCAUAUUGUAUAAACACCCUGAAAACAAUGUAUUUUCAGCAGCUGAAUUUAGCUCCUGUGACUCAUUUAUGAUACAUGUUUGUAUAUAAACGAUAAGCCUAUACACACAUAAGAAACUAAUUAAAUUAGAAACAAAAUACUCACCGAAAUAAAACUACAAUCCAGCUAAUUAAGCUAAUAGGACAUUAAAUACACAUACACAAAAAUAGAUGUAUACACUAACAUACAUAUAGAUGGAUGAAACACUGGGCAUAAAUAUCAUACAUAUAGAGAUAUACAGAUAAUAUAGAAAUGGUGUAAAUAACCUAAUAUGCUUCUUAUUUUACAUUAAUGUUGUCGCUUAUUGCUUUAUCUUACAGUUCCUUGUUGUCACUGUUUAAAUGCUAUGUAUAUUAUUUUGCGUGUAUGCCAUGCCAAAUAAAUGCUUGUAUUGUA